Diabrotica balteata is the source of this 3165-nucleotide messenger RNA. Lineage: Eukaryota; Metazoa; Arthropoda; Insecta; Coleoptera; Chrysomelidae. The record is from the annotation of a GenBank genome assembly.
GGAGAAUGUUGAAAGCUAAAAAAAUAUUUAUGUUUUUAUAUUGAAAUUCUGAAAUUGUAUAAAGCAGUAAAAUGGAGUUUACAGCAGAUAAUUUAGAAAAAGCGGUUACUUUAUUUUAUCGAACUGAAGCUCAUCAACAAGCAGAAGCACAUCAGUGGUUAACAGAAGCUCAAAAUUCUCCUCUAGCAUGGAGUUUUGUUUGGGAACUUCUCAAUCCUCAAAGAAGUUCUGAAGUUCAAUUUUUUGCUGCUACCACACUUCACACAAAACUUAUGAAGCAUUGGAAUGAAAUUCCCGAAGAUCAUUAUGAAUUGUUAAAGAAGCGAAUUUUAGAUUCCAUAAUUAGUUAUGCCAGUGGCCCAAAAAUAAUUUUAAAUCGCCUUUGUAUUACGCUAUCUGCUUAUAUAAUUCAUACUGUACCAACACACUGGCCGAAAGCAUUUGAAGAACUAGUAUCAAGCUUUCAACCGCAAUAUCUACCAAAUGUUGAACCAGAGAGAGUAAUUUGGAUAUUAUUAGAAAUUCUAACUGUGAUACCUGAAGAGUUUCAAAGAACAACAUUGGCAUUGAACCAGAGGAAUAGAGUCAGACAAGUUCUUCAGGAUGUUUCAAAGGAUAUAUUAACAGUCGUGGAAAUGUGUUUGAUGCCCAUACCUGCUGCAGGAUUUAACAUGGGUAACUUAACAACUUAUCUGAAUGCUUCAAGAUGUGCUUCUGCAUGGAUACAAUUGGGAGGUCUAAAUAUGGAUGAAUGUAAUUCAGUGAAUAACCUCCUCAUUGAUCUUACAUGUUAUGUUUAUUGGAAUAAGUCUGAUCCAGAAGGUUUAUCUGGUGAUGAAAUGGAUUUGAUGGAAAUAACAGUAGAAGCUCUUACAGCAAUUUUUCAGCAUCCUCACACCCACAAGUAUAAAAAUCAUGUGUUUAAAUAUGCAGCUCAAAUACUUCACAAAUUCGAUAAGAUAUUGGAUGUGGAAAGGAAUCAGCAGGAUAUGAAUAAAGAUGUUGUAGCUACAUUAUAUGGUUUAGUAAUAGCUAUUGGUGACACUCACUCCAGAGUUUUUAUUGACAAUUUAAAAUCACAAGAUCCUGAAGCACAACGAGUCUGCUUUGAUUUGUUAAAUUUCGUACUGAAAUGUUCAAAUUUACCUGGUUUUUAUCCCAUAGACGAGUCCAGCAGCACACUUACUUUUGGAUUUUGGUACACUUUGCAGGACGACAUAAUUUCUUUGGAAGCUCCUGAAUGUGCCUCCCUCAUUCUGACAGUAAAACCGUAUUACAGAGAUUUAGUCUGUAUAAUGUUGAGGAAAUCAAUGUUUCCAUUAGUAGAUGACAACAACUGGAGUUUAGAUGAUAAAGAAGUAUUUAGGUGUUACAGACAAGACAUAGCCGACACAUUCAUGUAUUGUUACGUAGUCCUGAACUUGGAAAUGUUGGAUAUUUUAAUGACGAAACUGACUGAAGCUUUGAGGACAAACAAUUCAACUGUACCUGUUCAAUGGAACGAAGUAGAAACCGUCCUUCAUGCUUUUGGAGCUGUCGCUGAGAGUAUUGAAUAUGAAAACCUUUAUUUGCCCAAAUUGAUGACCACGAUAAAGAACAUACCAUUUAACGAACUACACAUAAAGGUUAUGGCCACUGCUUUAGAAACUGUAGGUGCCUUUUCAGAAUGGUUUAUGGAUCAUCCGGACUUACUGGAAAAUAUUUUUCCAUUAGUACUCUCGGGAUUGGGCAAUCCUGAAGUAUCAACCAGUGCCACGAUGGCAUUAAAAGACAUAACCCAAAAUUGCCAAAAAUACCUAGCGCCCUUUGGUGAACAUAUUCUAAUUGCUUCACAGACAGUAUUACAAAGUGGCAAUCUAAAACCCGCAGAGUGUCGAAGACUGAUGUAUAGUAUAGGACGAGUAUUAAGUACGUUACCAGUUGAUAGGAUAAUGACUUACCUUAAUAUGAUAUUAGCGCCAUCUUUUGAAGAUCUUCAAAAAUACAGCGAAGCUGACCCAACGCCAGCAAUAAGCAAUUCUUUGGUGAUAAGACUGAGGCUGAUUGCAGCUCUGUUUAGUUCGUUGAGCAUCGAAAGCGGAGAGAAGAAAGUAGAGCAGCCAAUUUUAGUUGUAAUGCAAAAGAUGAUGCCAAUCUUUAGGAUAAUUGGAGAGAAGUAUUGUAGGAAUGUAGAAGUUAUCGAGGAUUUGAGUGUAGUUUUCAAAUGUGGUGUAAGCACUCUAAAGGAUGAUUGCAAACCUUUAAUAAAUGACAUUUUGCAACUAAUAGUCACAAUAUAUAGAGAAUGUCUGCAGUCUAAUAUACUAAAUGUAGCAAAAACUGUUUUAAUACUGUUUGGUAGAGAGGAUGAGUUCUGUAGAUUAAAUCAGCAACUUCUUUACGAACUUACCAACACAACAAUGCAAAUGUGCGCCCAAUAUAAUACGACCAAUCAACUUUCAGAGAAGUCUGACGUCCUAGAGGGUUUUUUUGGAAUGUUGGCGGCUCUGGCUAAAAAAGUACCUCAACUACUUACCUCGUGCGGUGUAGAUAUUGCUGCUCUCUUUCAAUGCGCUAUCCUCUGUCUAGUGUUACCAGAAAUUCAAGCUGUGAAGCAAGUUUCAAGUUUUUUAGUACAAUUUAUAUCUCAAAGUAGAGAAACGUCCCUCGCUCAAGUGAUACAAGCGUAUGGUGAAAGUUUAGUUUUAAGGAUACUCAUGAAUUUAGGAAGUACAGCCCCCAGAACCUCGGUAGACAUUUUUAGUGAUAUUUUAUUAGCUUUGAAUAAAAAAUACUGUGAUAACCUAAGUAGGUGGUUAAACUCUCUUUUGGCCCAAGACGGAUUUCCAUCUCCUAGAAUUACUGCGUCGCAAAAAGAAGCAUUUGUUAAGUCAAUUUUAAGAGAAAAAACCAGUAAAAGAAGAGUAUGUGAUACAGUUUUAGAAUUUACGUUAAUAUGUCGAGGGAUACUUAAACCGGAAUAAGCACGAAUAAAAUAAAAGCUUUAACUUCCAGUGGAAUCAAAAUUCCGUCAUCGUCGUCCAUGUAUCCAUAGUAGUCUGCAUCAAUGUCUUUCAUUAGUUCUGCUCUACUUUUCCUUGGAGGAGGAGGCGGUUCCUGCUCAAAAAGUUCUCGAACACCUUACAAACAAGCAAGUUUAAUGGUUUGAAAAAUCUUCAAGUGAAU